CACGUUUCCAGGUCCUAGUGAAAACCGGUGGACCCAGCUGGAGGCAUGGACCGAUCAGCUGGGCUCCCUGUGCGGCUGCUAUUGCUGCUGCUGUUGUUGCUGCUGUGGUCCGUGGCCCCGCAGGCGCUGCGGCCCGAAACCAUGGCAUGGGGUGUCUCCCUAUGUAGUUCAGACUGGCCUGGAACUCACCUAUGCAUAUAAGGACGAACUCAAAGCUGAGAUAAUCCUCCUGCCUCAGUCUCCAGAGUAUUAGGGUCAGAACUGUGAGCCACCACUCUAUGGCAACAAACUUUUGUGAAGCGCUGACCCCAUGCCAGGUUCACAUUCUCUACGAUAUCUCUUCAUGGGUGCCUCAAAGCCAGACCUCGGGCUGCCUUUCUUUGAGGCUCUGGGUUAUGUGGAUGACCAGCUCUUUGUAUCCUACAAUCACGAGAGUCGCCGUGCUGAGCCCAGGGCCCCAUGGAUCUUGGGGCAGACAUCAAGCCAGCUGUGGCUGCAGCUGAGUCAGAGCCUGAAAGGGUGGGAUUACAUGUUCAUAGUGGACUUCUGGACCAUCAUGGGCAACUAUAACCACAGUAAGGUCACGAAGUUGAGAGUGGUGCCUGAGUCUCACAUCCUGCAGGUGAUCCUAGGAUGUGAGGUGCAUGAAGACAACAGUACCAGUGGCUUCUGGAAAUAUGGCUACGAUGGGCAAGAUCACCUUGAAUUCUGCCCCAAGACACUGAACUGGAGUGCAGCCGAGCCAAGGGCCUGGGCCACCAAGAUGGAGUGGGAAGAGCACAGGAUCCGUGCCAGACAGAGCAGGGACUACCUGCAGAGGGACUGCCCCCAGCAGCUGAAGCAGGUCCUGGAGCUCCAGAGAGGGGUUCUGGGACAGCAAGUGCCUACUUUGGUGAAAGUGACUCGCCACUGGGCCUCUACAGGGACCUCUCUAAGGUGUCAGGCUCUGAAUUUCUUCCCCCAGAACAUCACUAUGAGGUGGUUGAAGGACAGCCAGCCCCUAGAUGCCAAGGAUGUCAACCCUGAGAACGUGCUGCCAAAUGGGGAUGGGACCUAUCAGGGCUGGCUGACCUUGGCUGUGGCCCCUGGAGAAGAGACAAGGUUCAGCUGUCAAGUGGAGCACCCAGGCCUGGAUCAGCCUCUCACUGCCACUUGGGAGCCCUCACGGUCUCAGGACAUGAUUAUUGGAAUCAUAAGUGGGAUCACCAUUUGUGCCAUCUUCUUUGUUGGAAUUCUGAUCCUAGUCUUAAGGAAAAGGAAGGUUUCAGGAGGAACCAUGGGUGACUAUGUCUUAACAGAGUGUGAGUGACCUGCAGCAUGCAGAAGCACAGAAGAGAGAAGACUCAGCCAAAGACUUGGAGGGGACACACUUGCUCCAUUCUAGAACACAGCUGGACCUAACACACAGAAACUGCCUGAGGACUCUGCCCUUAGCUUUCCUGUUUGCUUUCUUAAGGUGUUUUCUCCAGUUAAGUUCAGUUCCUGAAUAAUAGUGACUGCCCCAGCUGCAACCUCUCCCUUCAGAACCAGUCUCAUGAUCUUUAAGCUGCUACUUGCAGGCAUCCUUCGUUUUCUGCAUCCACCUAGACUUCGUAUGUCUACUUAAAAAGCCCCACUAAAUUUGGGGGACACAUGAUUCAUUUCCACAUCUGAAGAAGUUAUGAACCUUCAUCCUGGGAUGCACACAUUCUUGUGCCAGAAUUUUUCAUACAUAUCCUAGGACCCAUUCAAUUGUCAUUUGAGCCUCUCUAUCUGUUAGUGACUACUCUGACUUCUCUGCCAUUGGAGUGUUAUGGCAAUAAAGCUAUGAACGUUACACACU
Rattus norvegicus (Norway rat) is the source of this 1822-nucleotide messenger RNA. NCBI's taxonomy places the organism in Eukaryota, Metazoa, Chordata, Mammalia, Rodentia, Muridae. The record is from RefSeq and is a predicted model, not a curated record.